GCAGCAGCCCCUCUCUGAAGACUACUCGGUUUCCGAUGGAGAUCCUCAGUGACUUGUACCUGACAAACCCGGACACGGACGAGAUCAACCUCCAGGGCGCCAACUUGCGGUCGUUGGACGUGGAGCUCCCGUUGCUCAAGCAAUUUCGCGAGCUCCGGCAUUUGAACGUGAGCCACAACCAGCUCACGGAAUUGCCCGUGGAACUGGCCGAGUUGUCGCGACUUGUGGCCCUGGACGUGUCGAGCAACUUGCUCGGGUCGUUGCAUCGUGUCCUGCCAGUGCUCCAACAACUACCGUCCCUGAAAAGCCUCGGCAUCACAUUGGCCGAUCCGGGUACCGAAGAGCCGUUGAUUCUGGCGGCGUUGCCCAAGCUUCGCAUCUUGAACGCCAUGCCGCUUUUGGCUUCGUCGUUGUCCUCGUCUGCCGACGUACGCCGUCAAAGCACGACCCCCACGUUGCAAUUCACUACUCCCGAGGAUUCCCCCUUGCCCACCGACCAUGUUCAAAACGUAGCCAGUAUUCUCCACGUGCUCAAAGGCAUCGGAAUCGCUGUGCCCCCCGGUUCCGAAGAAGACCAGCGUGUGUCGCGUAUGUUCGAACAACAAGUGGCCUUGGUGGGCAUGUCACUCAAACACGAUAUUCAACAAAUCCCCCCAGAAGUUCAUUGCCCCGACCUCCACACGACCGCGGCGGUGCUGCUAGCCAAGUUUAAGAUUGUAGCCGCGUGCUCGAGCUACGCGACGCAGAAAGCGGGCGAGUGCGCACCAGAGCUAGGCCUCGCGUGCCAGACGUUGAGUUUGCUGCAACAAGACAUCGUGUCGGCGUUGUUUGCGUUGACCCGGCAGCUUCUCAUCGCACCACCAGCACCAUCCCCCCACCCCCCUUCUUCGUCCCCUUCAACGCAGCCAGCCAUGGACUCGACCCAGAUCAAGCAGUUGCUCGAAGUCGCGGAGGGCCUGGAGGCUGAUGUCCAGAGGGGGGCUGCAGCGCUCGCCAACGAGCAGCGAAACUCUGCGCGACUCGAAGCGGAGAUUCGAAAAGUGCGGAAGGACCUUGCCGCCGCCAAAGCAGCAGCAGUAGCAUCCACCCCUCAGGCUCCGAGUGGUAGUCCUCUCAAGGAUGGGUCGUGUCGGCCACCCCAUUCGACCCUCCGAGGGGGGGCUUCGUCGUUAACAAAGGCAGCAACGUCGGGGGGUCGAGCCAAACCAAUGGGAAAUAUCUCAAACAGCCUUCCACUUCCCCCAACCCCCAAUCCCCCUUCUGUAUCGGGACCGUCGUCCACGGCGGUGAAAAACCUCAGUUUAAAGCAACUCAAGGACCUCAUCGAAGCCAUCUAUGCGUCGAAACGCAAGUAUGACCAAAUGAAUGCUGACGCCAACACCCCCAAAGAAACCAUGGAGCAGCACAUGUACACGUAUCUGAACCAGCGGUUUGGCUUGCACGCGUUGAUUGUUGAAUACGCCAGUGCCAUUAUGAAGGGAUGUGCGCGGUAUGGCACUUUGGACUGCGACGUCGCGACGUUUCUGCACUUGGUGCGCAACGAAGUGGACGAAGGGUACUUGCGUCUCAAACAAAAGCUCGAAGAUACCGUCGUGGCGCUGUUGCGGGCGUUUCUAAGAGGACUGCAUCCCCGUAAAUCGGAAGGGACGAUCACGCAGUUGGUGCACGCCAAGCUCACGUCGGCCACGACGUUGACACGGGACGAAUGGCAGAGCAUCGUCACGUACAUGUACGACACGCACGACACCACGACCAUCUUGCAGUUGAUUGAAUCACGUUCGAAACACACCCGCGACAUGGGCCUGGACUUUCAAGUGUUUCGCAAGAUUCUACUCAACUACCAGCUGCACGGGCGACUCAAACUUCUCGCAGAGUUCUGCCGCCAGUUCGAAGGCGUGGACGUCGAUCGAGUGGGCAUCCUCAAGCGAGUACAUAUGUGCAGUUGUAGUGACUGACUAUACAUACAUACAUUGGUAUCAUGACGAUAUGAACGUAGCGCGAUUUUAUCGAUUUGAUGCUAAACCUGACGCCAUACAAGGUCCGUACUUUUGUAUCGUUUUAUUACCUCGCUGUGUACAAGUUUUCUCCAGUGCAUAACAUUUACUAGACCCAAGACGAGAUUGCCCUCGUCAUCCAGCAAGUGGACCCCCAUGAACACGACUGCAUUACGUUUACAGACGCGGUGGAAGCGUUGUUCAAGGACAUCCGCACGUUGCAUCAAAAGGGUCUGGCAAGUAGCGCUGGCUCGGGGGGUCGGGCGCACGGCCAACCCCCUCCGCCGCCCCCUCCGCUAGCCCUUUCGUUUGACCAUUAGACAGCAACUAAGCCCUGUACUUGAAGCUGGGGCGUAAAGUGUCAGCCGCUGCAAUGUGUCAGUGUUAACAUGGGGUGAAUGAAAAGUAGCCGCCGUCGUCUAUCCGA
Messenger RNA from Aphanomyces astaci, 2421 nucleotides. RefSeq lists its product as hypothetical. Lineage: Eukaryota; Oomycota; Saprolegniomycetes; Saprolegniales; Verrucalvaceae. Gene Ontology annotation, molecular function: protein binding. Bases 36 to 1955 code for a protein of 639 amino acids. Gene Ontology annotation, cellular component: cytoplasm. The record is from RefSeq and is a predicted model, not a curated record. The transcript has 9 exons.